Molecule: messenger RNA, 621 nt
Organism: Closterium sp. Naga37s-1
Lineage: Eukaryota; Viridiplantae; Streptophyta; Zygnematophyceae; Desmidiales; Closteriaceae
Source: the annotation of a GenBank genome assembly
AUGCCUCUCCUUCUUGCUUCUGCGUCUGGUGAGGAUGAUGAGGAUGAUGAGGCGAAUGAGGAUGAUGAGGAGAAUGAGAAAGAUGAGGGGAAUGGGGAUGAUGAGGGGAAUGGGGAUGACGAGGAGAAUGAGGAUGAUGAGGGGAAUGGGGAUGAUGAGGCGAAUGGGGAUGAUGAAGGGAAUGAGGAUGAUGAGGGGAAUGGGGAUGAUGAGGGGAAUGGGGAUGAUGAGGGGGAUGAGGAUGAUGAGGGGAAUGAGGAUGAUGAGGGGAAUGAGGAUGAUGAGGGGAAUGAGGAUGAUGAGGGGAAUGAGGAUGAUGAGGGGAAUGAGGAUGACGAGGGGAAUGAGGAUGAUGAGGAGAAUGCGGAUGAUGAGGGGAAUGGGGAUGAUGAGGAGAAUGGGGAUGAUGAGGAGAAAGAGGAUGAUGAGGGGAAUGAGGAUGAUGAGGCGAAUGAGGAUGAUGAGACGAAUGAGGAUGAUGAGGGGAAUAGGGAUGAUGAGGGGAAUGAGGAUGAUGAGGCGAAACUAUUUGGGAAUUGCACAUGUGUGAAGGCGGAGUGCAUGAGGUGGUACUUGACUUUUGAGACGUCUCAAAAGCCGUGUGCUCAGGCACAUGUGUGA